This is a messenger RNA of Xenia sp. Carnegie-2017, 1962 nucleotides long. Its product is annotated as fibroblast growth factor receptor 3-like. The coding region runs from base 243 to 1616 and encodes 457 amino acids. Lineage: Eukaryota; Metazoa; Cnidaria; Anthozoa; Malacalcyonacea; Xeniidae. Gene Ontology annotation, biological process: axon guidance; homophilic cell-cell adhesion; dendrite self-avoidance. Gene Ontology annotation, molecular function: cell-cell adhesion mediator activity. The transcript is spliced from 8 exons. The record is from RefSeq and is a predicted model, not a curated record. Gene Ontology annotation, cellular component: axon; plasma membrane.
AGCCCUCUCCAAGGGAAAUUUCCCUCUGUUCAUGUACAGUGCUCUAAAAAAGAAAGUUUAGACUUUCCUGAAACAUUAUAUGCAUGAAAUUUGACUCACAAACCAUUAGCCAAUACUUAUUCUUUGGAAUGUGUGUAAACGUGAUCAUUCAGAGUAGGCCGACAGCUGGCAUCAAGGAAAGGUCUUUAUACCACAGCUGCAAGGAUUACGCAGUCUUUGAUUACCAGUCUUGAAAUCGCUGGAUGAUGGCUGGUGAACGUUAUCUGACAAGUUUUCGUCUCUCAUUCAUCGUGUUUGCCACAUUGGUAUCGUUGACGUUGGGAUUUUUCGGCCAGAAACCACGUGUAAAGGGUGAACGCAUAAUUAUAGUCGAGGUUGAAGCAGAUGACACCGCUCGUCUCAAGCCGACGUUACAAAGCUUCAAGAAAAAAUGGAAAGUUUUUUGGUACAAGAACAACACGCUCAUCCGAAACCGAAAAAAUAGCAAGAAAUAUCGAUUUAAAAAUCACUUGCUAAGAAUCAAGCACGUCAGUAAAGACGAUGCUGGCUUGUAUAAAUGUGUCAUCAUAAAUAAAUUUGGGAGAGCUAGCCAAUUGUUCAAUCUUACUGUUGGCGGUGAACCACCAGAAAUCAAGGGACAGGGUCCUCCUUGGUUCCCAAAGGCCCCACCUAACGAACAGUUCAUUGCAUGGCCAGCAUCAAAUGACCUAAAACUCCGAUGUCCCGCCGACGGUGAACGCCCACUCAGAUACAAAUGGUAUAAAGAUGGAAAGCCGCUGCAACAUCGACUGUUAGAUCCCAGCUUCAAUAGUACAAGAUGGUAUUUGAGAAUAAAAAUGUCCGUACUUUCUGACAACGGUUUAUACACGUGUCUUGUGACAAACAAGCUUGGGAAUGCAAGUCGGAAAUUCAAAGUGCAAAUUCUUGAAAAAGCACAGGUCGCUCCUAUAUUAUCAGAUCAGUAUCCUAAGAAUUAUACAAAAAAGAUUGGAUCAAAUGUAACAUUUCAGUGCAUUGAGCUCGUCAGUCCAAUUCUAACUGACCACAGAUGGUUGUUUUGGAAAGGUGGUAGCUAUUCCAAUUUGCAAAUGCUAAAGGACAUUUCCUCGUUUAAUUCAACGUACUUCAAGAUGAUAAGCCCGCUUCAGUACCAGUCGUUUAAGGUUAAAAAUGCGCCUAGCAAAUAUGGUGGAAGAGUAUUGCUUACCAACGUUACGAAGAAAGAUCAGGGAUGGUACACAUGUUUGAUCAGUAACAACAAAGGCAGGGGGUGGCGAUCUGCACAUUUGACCGUGCUCACUGAGAAGGAAUGGGAUGAUAAGUUUGUUGUGAAAAGAAAUCCUACAACUGCACCAGCAAAGACAAGCAAUUCCAAUGCGAUAGGAGAGAGCAGUAUUAUAACAAUUUCAGUGCUUGCUGUUUGCACCUUAAUCACUUUCAUCAGUGUCAGCAUUGGCAUCGUAUUUUACAAGCGGAAACUAUCGAAGAAAGUUUUUGAGAAGGUGUUGUAUUCGCGUGGUUUUGAUUUGUCCAAGGAAAGCUCUAGUGUUUUCGUCGGUCAGCAAGAUUCGGUGAAAGUGUUUGGUCUGAAGAGGAACGGGCGAUUGGAGCAGUGAUUGCUGUUUGCAUAUUAAGCUCAGUUGUAAUUGUUGUAAUGUGGUUUUUAAUUGUCCAAGAAAGGCUCUGGUGUUUUCGUCGGUCAGCAAGAUUCGGUGAUGUUGUUUUGCCUGAGAAGGAACCGAAGGUUAAAAGUCGAGUAGUUCUACCAGAAUAGUAGCACCAAAGUAGAUUAUUAUCUAAUAUUAACGCAUAUUUGAAGGAAGGUAAAGCUGCAUGAUCUUUUUUAACUUUUUAAAGAAUCUACCUUGUUGUGUAAUAAAUAUAUCUUAAUACUGUAAUGAUUGUAUAAGUAUACUUUACAUCUCUUAGGAUGACAUCAACGGAAAAUUUCUUUACUCGAAA